GGAUCGCCCAUACUGUGCCUAAUGAAUGUAAGCAAAUUGUUACCCAAUCAAAUCAACCUCUAAUCAUUAUAUUUCACCCUCCACAAUUCCCUAUAUAAACCCCUUCCUCCUCCCACAAUAAACCCUGACCAAAGCAAUGGAGAGCAAAUCCGGACUAAAAGACCGCCUCAUAUACCUUUUCCGGCGGCCUGCGCUGCUCCUCUCCGCCAACUGCGGCGGCUGUCGCUCAAAUCGUGCCGCAAAACAGAACAAGAUAAAUAAGGUGCUAACAGUUACCGGAGAUAGAGCCGAUCAAAAAGGAAGAACCUGUCCUCCUACUUCUCCCUCCUCUUCUCCUUCCAUACUCCAUCACCACCAUUACUAUUACUUCAAAGAAGAGGAAGAAAACAAAACUACAAAACAGAACAAGAAGAAGAAGAAGAAGACGACGAAGACUGGUUCUCCAAGAUGCGAGCUUUUUAGCUCUUCUGCAAUGGAAAGCGUGGACGACUUCGGAUUCUUCAGCAGUAAUGAAGAGGGAGAAGAAGCUGGAAAAGAUGAGGAUAUUGAAGCCUUCUUGUCCUCAAGAAGCUUCUCCUCUGAUUCCUCCGACUUCUACAAAAAGGCUAAAAAAAUGAAGUCUUUUUAUCGCCCUAGAAGAAGAGAGAAGAAAAGCAGACGCCUUUGGGUUAAUGGAAGAAGGAGAGAGCAGGAGGAGGCCGGAUUUGCUGUCACCAAGAAAUCUAGCGAUCCAUAUGGCGAUUUUCAGAACUCCAUGAUGGAGAUGAUAGUAGAAAGACAGAUUUUUGGAGCUGGAGAGCUUCAGUGCUUGCUUAACUCUUAUCUUACGUUAAACUCUGCUCAGAAUCAUCCAGUUAUUCUGAAAGCAUUUGUUGAUAUCUCUAGAGUUUUAUUCGGUUAA
Messenger RNA from Phalaenopsis equestris, 901 nucleotides. Its product is annotated as transcription repressor OFP8-like. Bases 137 to 901 code for a protein of 254 amino acids. Lineage: Eukaryota; Viridiplantae; Streptophyta; Magnoliopsida; Asparagales; Orchidaceae. The transcript has a single exon. Gene Ontology annotation, biological process: negative regulation of DNA-templated transcription. The record is from RefSeq and is a predicted model, not a curated record.